GUCAGGCUCCUUUCGCUUCCGGGUUAGGAGGCAGUUUUAAUCGGUAACAUGUUACAUCCAAUCUGACAAACUUUUAUAUCAGAACAGCUUGUUGGUGGAGCAGGUGAAUACGAUGCCCCUAAUAGUGAUGUGUGGGUUCCCCAGCAGUGGUAAAACUCGCAGGGCUAAUGAAAUAAAGGAUUAUUUUGAGAAGAACACAGAAAGAAAGGUCCACAUUGUAGGGGAUGGGACCAUGCGCAUUGAAAAGAAUACUGUUUAUGCAGAGUCACCAAGAGAGAAAAAUGUGAGGGGUUCUCUGAAAGCUGAAGUUGAGAGGAAGAUCAACAAGGAAGAUAUUGUCAUUUUGGAUUCGUUGAAUUACAUCAAAGGGUAUAGAUAUGAACUCUUCUGCCUCAUCAAACACACACAGACACCCCACUGUGUAGUUUACUGUCUGACCUCAGUUGAAGUGAGCUCAGCAUGGAAUAGCAGCAGAGAGCCCAAGGAGCAGUACACCCAAGAGAUCCUGGAUGCUCUGGUGCUGCGGUUUGAAGCUCCCGACUCCAGGAACCGAUGGGACAGCCCUCUGUUCACCAUCCAGCAGGAGGACACGCUCCCCUUCGACGGCAUCUCCGACGCCGUCUUCAAGAGGAAAGCUCCCCCGCAGAACCAGUCCACCCUGAGUCAACCGUUGUCCUCUACUAACUUCUUAUACGAGUUGGACAAGGUGACACAGGAGGUGUUGAUGGCUAUUCUCAAUGCUCAGAAGACGAGCAUUCCUGGUGAUCUCAUCACUGUUCCUGGAACCACAGACAAGAUUGAAUACACCAGGAGCUUCAACAUGGCUGAACUGAGGAAACUGAGACGCCAGUUCAUCAGCUACACCAAGCUGCACCCCACAGAGAACAUAGGACACGUUUCAAACAUGUUUGUGCAAUAUUUGAACAGAAGUCUUAAUUAAGCUACAUUUGUAUGUUAUAUGUUCAAUAAACUUGUAUUUAUUUUCAA
Gadus macrocephalus (Pacific cod) is the source of this 987-nucleotide messenger RNA. It is a transcript of the gene kti12, whose product is annotated as KTI12 chromatin associated homolog. NCBI's taxonomy places the organism in Eukaryota, Metazoa, Chordata, Actinopteri, Gadiformes, Gadidae. The transcript has 9 exons. Bases 113 to 940 code for a protein of 275 amino acids. The record is from RefSeq and is a predicted model, not a curated record.